Egretta garzetta (little egret) is the source of this 729-nucleotide messenger RNA. Its product is annotated as forkhead box protein F1. Gene Ontology annotation, molecular function: RNA polymerase II cis-regulatory region sequence-specific DNA binding; DNA-binding transcription factor activity, RNA polymerase II-specific. The record is from RefSeq and is a predicted model, not a curated record. The transcript has 4 exons. The coding region runs from base 1 to 729 and encodes 242 amino acids. Gene Ontology annotation, cellular component: nucleus. NCBI's taxonomy places the organism in Eukaryota, Metazoa, Chordata, Aves, Pelecaniformes, Ardeidae. Gene Ontology annotation, biological process: regulation of transcription by RNA polymerase II; animal organ morphogenesis.
AUGCCGAGAGCUGCCCGUCAGCCCGUCCGUCCCGCAGGCGAAGGCAACCCAAGGGCAGAUGACUUGCAGGACCCCCUCGCCUUGUGGCCGCCUUAUUCCUACAUCGCCCUCAUCGUCAUGGCCAUCCAGAGCUCGCCCUCCAAACGCCUGACCCUCAGCGAGAUCUACCAGUUCUUGCAGAGCCGCUUCCCUUUCUUCCGCGGCUCCUACCAGGGCUGGAAAAACUCGGUGCGCCACAACCUCUCGCUCAACGAGUGCUUCAUCAAGCUGCCCAAGGGGCUGGGACGCCCGGGCAAGGGCCACUACUGGACCAUCGACCCGGCCAGCGAGUUCAUGUUCGAGGAGGGCUCGUUUCGCCGCCGGCCCCGCGGUUUCAGGAGGAAAUGCCAGGCGCUGAAGCCCAUGUAUAGCAUGAUGAACGGGCUCAGCUUCAACCAUCUCCCCGAGAGCUACGGCUUCCAGGGCUCGGCCGGCGGGCUCUCCUGCCCCCCCAACGCAAAGAGACCGCUGGGGGUGCUCCCCUUCGCACAUCCCUGCCAAGAAAUCUCUGCCGGGGGGGGAGUCAUCCGCAGGGACAAAAUACCCGAUGCAGCGGAUUACAAUGUCGCCUCGCUGCUCUGCGCCACACACCACGCUGUGAGCAGCAUCAUUCAACAAAAGAAAAUCCCCUCCAAAGCGACCACGUUCUCCAGCCUAAUGGAUCUGGUGGAGGCUCCGUUCAUCCGAUAG